This is a messenger RNA of Toxotes jaculatrix (banded archerfish), 2597 nucleotides long. RefSeq names its product denticleless E3 ubiquitin protein ligase homolog (Drosophila) (gene dtl). The transcript is spliced from 15 exons. Gene Ontology annotation, molecular function: protein-macromolecule adaptor activity; protein binding. Gene Ontology annotation, biological process: mitotic G2 DNA damage checkpoint signaling; proteasome-mediated ubiquitin-dependent protein catabolic process. NCBI's taxonomy places the organism in Eukaryota, Metazoa, Chordata, Actinopteri, Toxotidae. Gene Ontology annotation, cellular component: nucleus. The coding region runs from base 88 to 2064 and encodes 658 amino acids. The record is from RefSeq and is a predicted model, not a curated record.
CAUCGCCGGCAGCAGCACGUAAAAAGACCAGCAACUUCUCAGUACUAUUAAAAAUAACUCCAGAUCGUCUUUUGCUGGAGUGUCGGGAUGCUUUUCCGCUCUAUUGUUGACAGAGGAUUGGGCAGACGAAGGCAGAAUGCCCUUCCUGCAGAUCCUUGGCCCAGGUACCCCCUGAGCUCUCUGCUGCAAGGCUACCAGUGUGUCCGACAUGAUGAACACAUCUCCUUUGGGAACCUGGGUGACCAUGUUCCACCGUUUGGAUUAGCUUUCUCCUCUGCUGGGGACCUGCAGAAUGUCCUUGCAGCAGCUAAUGAAGAAGGCAUUGUUAGGAUCUACAACACAGAGAGCCGAGAAAACCCACUUCUUAAAGAAUGGCUGGCUCAUGAAAAUGCCGUCUUUGAUAUCGCCUGGGUACCAGGGGAGCCUCAGUUGGUGACUGCUGCAGGUGAUCAGAUGGCCAGGUUGUGGGAUGUGAAGUCAGGAGACAUGUUAGGCAGCUUCAAGGGCCACCUCUGCAGCCUCAAGUCUGUUGCAUUCACACCUCAGGAGAAAGCUGUGUUCUGUACUGGAGCCAGAGAUGGAAAUAUUAUGGUCUGGGACACGAGGUGCAGCAAAAAAGAUGGUUUCUACAGACAAGUGAAACAGAUCAGUGGUGCUCACAACAAAACAGAGACAAACCCUCCCUCUAAAACAAAGAAGAGGCGGAGCAGCACACGUGGCAUGGCUCCCAGUGUGGAUACCCAGCAGAGUGUCACGGUGGUUUUGUUUCGGGAUCAACACACCCUCAUCUCCUCUGGGGCUGUUGAUGGCGUAAUCAAGAUGUGGGAUCUGAGAAAGAACUACACUGCACACCGCCAGGAUCCUGUUCCACUGCAGACGUACCCAUACCCUGGUUCUUGCAUGCGCAUGCGACUGGGUUAUUCUGGGCUUGUUCUGGACUCCACCAGAUCCAAUGUCAUGUGUAACUGCACUGAUGAUAAUAUCUACAUGUUCAACAUCAGUGGAAUCAAAACAGCUCCAGAGGCAGUUUUCAAUGGCCACCAGAACUCCUCAUUUUAUGUAAAGUCCACUAUCAGCCCAGAUGACCAGUUCUUGGCCAGUGGAUCAAGUGACAAUCACACAUACAUCUGGAAGAUCUCUGAUCCUCAACAUCCUCCCAUGAUGCUUCAAGGCCAUAGUGAGGAAGUGACAUCUGUUGCAUGGUGCCCAACAGACUUCACAAAGAUUGCUUCCUGUUCGGAUGACCACACUGUACGGAUCUGGAGGCUUCACCGGGAAAUGGAUGGAGCACAGUCUGCCAUGGGAGAAGCCAACCUUGUGGGCUGGGCACGUCCUAAAUCUCCCACAAGGCCUUCAGUCAGAGCCGAGACAACUCCUGCCAAGACCCAAAGGACGGAGAACCUUAGAGGCCUGGCCUCACCCCAGCUAGCUGCCUGUGCUCCCAGUGGAGCUGCCCUGCCUUUGCCCUCCAGCACCACUUCACCUAUCCAGUCUCAGGAUGCAAAGUCUGCUUCUGUUCGCCAGAGAACACCAACAUCUUCUAUCAAACAGUGGUUGUCUCCGAGCCAAGGAUCUCCUGGUCUGGCCAGCCCUCCACUCCGCAGGGUGCUGAGCCCAUGUCCCCAGAGCCCGGCGAACAGCACCUCUCCCACUGAACGACGGGCCAAACGCAGGCUGGAGACUGGUGAUGGUGCAACUGCAGGCUGUGAGGGUGCCGAACAAUGUGACUGUGUUACUGAACUUUACCCUGUGGCCAAGAGAAGCAGAGCCUUGUCUGGUUUCUGCUGCCCUGCUCAGCAGAGCCAGGUACAAACAGACUGUCACACAGAGGACAAGCAAGUCCCAUCUAGGCAGAGUGGCAAGGAGAAUUACUCUCCCAGAGGAAUGAACUGGCUCUCUAUGAUGGGCCAAAAGAUGAGGAAAGGUCAAGGAAGCCCGAGUACUCCCAGAAGUCCCAGUGCUUCUAAGAAACAAGAAGGCAAGACGCCAGCUUCACCAACAAUCCGCUCACCACAUACCAUGAAGAAAAUCUCCACGUAUUUCACGAGACAGACUCCGGAGUGACCUACUUGAGCCAAUCAGAUAUUUUGUGCUUCUGUUUAAAAUGCUGUGUUUUUAUUUUGGGUAUUUUUAAGCAGGACCCACAGACAACAAGCCUCCAGGAACACUGAUUUAUGUCCAGGUUACAUAAGUGCAUCAGCCUAGUCUGCACAGAGAUUGACAAAACAGUCAUUCUGAAUAUUUGAUGCUACACGUUUCACGUCCAGAGAGGCUUUUUUUUUUUUUUUUUUAAUUGGGUCAUAGGUUUUUGCAUUUGCCUCCUACACAAUUUUCUGGUGCUGGACUAAAUUACUUGAAAUCAGGUUGUAUUUUGCAGAGUGAAUCUUUCAUUUUACUCAAACCUGAAAACUAACAGAUGCUUUACCAUUUAAUACAGGAGUCCGUGUCUAAUUAAGUUCCUCAGGAGGUUAACCAGGUAUCAAUCCUCAAAUGCAGAGAAAAUGUAUUUGUCCACUGGAGUGGGUGUUUUAAAUUCUGCUAAAAAAAAAGGACCAAAAAAAAAUCACCAUUUAUUCGCUCCUCUUUGAGCCCUUUUA